CCUCGGGCUUCCGCCGAUGAUGAUUUACAACCAGACUCUCCCUAAAGUAAUGAUCUGAAUCAAAGCACGUGGGGGUUUGUCUCGGUACACAGCGAGGCUGAUCGUGGGUGAUGUGUGCACGUGAUUCUGUCAGACGCUCAGACACACUAAAUGUUUGCUGGCUGCUAACACGUUCCCCGGAAGCCAAAAUGCCGUCUUGCCUGCCAAUUAGACCACGGCUGCUCUCUUCAACUUAGGAAUCACUCACCCUGCAUUGCAUGGUGUGGGUACCCUUGCAGAACUCGGGGACUGACAACAUUGCCUUGCCUCUCGGAGCCAGGGAGAACAUGUUCCUCCGGUGGUUUAUAUACUGGGAUCAGAACCUGGAGCGAAUGAGGGACUUGGUGCUAGGCAGCUUGCAGGCAGUGAGGGAGUGCGAUGUGACAGCGCUGGGCACGGUGACUUGCCUGUUGGCUCUCUUCGUGUGGUACUGUUACCAUGUGGGCAGCGAGCAGCCUCGGAGCUACGCCACGGUGAACGCCAUGAUGCAGGGCACGGCCGUCAACGCCAACGGGCUGCCCAACGGCUACACCCACUGCCAGUCCGCCCACUGCAUCCGCUGUACCCACAACGAGGGCCGCAAUCAGAAACUCUACCACAAUCUGCAGGAGUACGCCAAGCACUACUCCUGGUCAGGGAUGGGCCGAAUCCACAAGGGCAUCCGGGAGCAGGGACGCUACCUCAACAACAGGCCCUCCAUCCAGAAACCAGAAGUCUUCUUCCUCCCUGACCUGCCCACCGCCCCCUUCUUCUCCCGGGAGGCCCAGAAACACGACGCAGAACCUGAGCGGAACUACCAGGUUAUCUUGUCGGAGUUUGAGGCCAUUUACAAGGCGUUUUCAAACUGCAACCUGCCACAGGGCUGGAAGGUCAACAGCACCCCCAGGGGGGAAUGGUUCACCUUUUACCUGGUCAACCAGGGCGGCUGCCUCCCCAGUAACUGCAGGAAGUGCCCUCGGACGUACCGCCUGCUGAGCAGCCUCCGCACGUUCAUCGGCAACAACGUCUUCGGGAAUGCUUGCUUCUCCGUGCUGAGCCCCGACACGCUGAUUACCGAGCACUACGGCCCCACCAAUGUCCGCAUCAGGUGCCAUCUAGGUUUGAAGGUUCCCAGUAACUGUGAGCUGGUUGUAGGAGGUGAGCCACAGUGUUGGGCAGAAGGCCGCUGUUUGCUGUUUGACGAUUCCUUCCUCCACACAGCGUACCACAAAGGCUCCAGCGAGGACGGACCGCGGGUGAUCUUCAUGGCUGACUUGUGGCACCCAAACGUGGCUGCCACCGAACGCCAAGCUCUCGACUUCAUCUUUUCGCUGGGCCGCUGACUCCUCGCCGUUCCAUCUGCGUCUGUUU
Molecule: messenger RNA, 1389 nt
Organism: Callorhinchus milii (elephant shark)
Lineage: Eukaryota; Metazoa; Chordata; Chondrichthyes; Chimaeriformes; Callorhinchidae
Product: aspartate beta-hydroxylase domain-containing protein 2
Source: RefSeq, a predicted model, not a curated record